AUGAUUUUUACUUCCCGAGCUGUGCUCGCUUGCUAUCUUUUUCUUUGUGCCGCUACAGGUGUCCUGUCUCGCCCUCUAACACGUCGCCAGCAAGCCAUCUCUGAUAUAGACAUAUUGCAGUUUGCAUUAACGCUGGAACAUCUCGAGAACACUUUUUACAAAAAGGCUCUCUCUACAUUCUCGGAAGUUGAUUUUAUCGCUGCAGGCUUUGACGAGGCUUUCGUUAAGAACCUGGGAUUUGUGGCCCACGACGAAGAGCAGCAUGUUGUCUUUUUGGAAGCAGCCAUUACGCAAGCUGGGGCAACGCCUGUGGCUAGUUGUCAAUACAAUUUCCCCAUAACAGACGUAUUGAGUUUUGUCAAUCUUGCGACGGUCUUGGAAGGUGUCGGAGUCUCGGCGUACCUAGGUGCGGCCACCGCAAUUUCUUCAAAGUCAAUACUCAAUGUCGCCGCUGCUAUUACUGUUUCAGAGGGUCUGCAUCUGGCGGUUCAGCGUGCUAGUAUUUUCGACGUGGUGUCUGCCAAUAUCGCUGGUACUCCAUUGUCACCUAACGCCAUAUUCACCAUUGCCAGUGCCUUCAUAACGAGCUGCCCUUCAUCAAAUGCAGCCUUGCCAUUCACAGCCUUUCCAUCAUUAUCAGUCAAUGGUGUUUCCAAUUCCGCUCAGUCACUUGCUGCUAAUACAGUUGCAACUCUUAGCAUGACUGGUGGGAAUGGUACAGCAAUUCCUUCGUCCGCGUUUGUCACGUUUAUCAGUGGUAUUGAUAUAAUCAGUGUACCGGCCCAGGUCUCUAAUGGAGCUAUCUCUGUAACGGUUCCUCAACAGGUUUCUGGUCAGACAUUUGGUCUCCUAACGAGCGCGCCGAUGAAUGGAACUGGUGCGAUAUUUGAUGAUAGCAAAGUGAUCGCGGGUCCAGCAAUUAUGGAAAUUCAACCAGCCUCACCUACAAUUGACUUUAGUAUCUUGUGA
This is a messenger RNA of Talaromyces amestolkiae, 969 nucleotides long. RefSeq lists its product as uncharacterized. NCBI's taxonomy places the organism in Eukaryota, Fungi, Ascomycota, Eurotiomycetes, Eurotiales, Trichocomaceae. The transcript is spliced from 2 exons. The coding region runs from base 1 to 969 and encodes 322 amino acids. The record is from RefSeq and is a predicted model, not a curated record.